ACUAGAAAGCGUGGUCAAACUAUAACUGUAGAAAAAUACAAUUUUGACAAAUUUAUGAUUGUAAUUGUCAUUGUAAAUUACGUUCAAAGACGAUUUUUCGUAGCAAUUACAUUCCAUGUGAUUCCGGACAUGUUAAGGUAGUUAGAAGUGCGUGGAAUAUCUUUGUCGUAGAAGCAGUGGAAAAAGUGGCGAAGAAUAAUCGAUGCACAAUUAAUGAAAGUUCGAAGAGAAGUCUCGUGAGGCCUGCGGCACGUACGCUUUGCAGGAGGUACCCGAGUGGUUGGUAACAGAGACGCUUAGUGGAUGAAUACGGUCCUGCGCGAUCCCCUCCACCUUCCUCAUCCCGCUAUACGACCAGUCAGUUCCUUGUUUGCCAUACAAAAUCCAAUAGUUUGCCUUGUACCUCGAGAGAGUGCGAGUAUGUCUUUUGCAUUUGCCUUUUUUUUUAAAAAGUGCGGUAAUUCAUCAAAGUACUCGCGAAAAUGUGCAUUUUACUGAGUUUGUUCACUCACACAACAAGAUUUCGAUGGUUUUGAGAGGGAGAUCCGAGAAAGCAUAGUGAAUUCCUGUCUGAGACCAGACCGACCGGCCCGUUAAGGCUUUGUCGAUUUUUUGGUCGUGAAAAAACAACGGAGCCGAAGCUUUUGUGCGGAAAGUCAGUUGGACGACUGGAAAAGACCGAUACGACGAAAAGCAGUGUACCUAAGUGCGCGUACGGAAACUCGAGGUGACUCCUUUGUAAAAGGAGCACCGCAGGACGAAUAUUUUCACUGGAGCUCUCGGGAAAAUGUGUUAUGUAUUUACGUGGAAUAUUGCGUAACGUCGAGGGCCGGGAAGUGUUUGGAAACGUGCAACACUGACAAACCUCGCUUCGACGACUUCGCAGUACGGCCUGUACGCGUCCGUGCAGCUGGCUUUACCGGCUCUAUUUCGUCUCCUCUGUCCCAGCGAAAUUCCCCUCGCGAGGCCGAUACCGCGAUCGAAAUUUUCCGAACGAAGAAACUCCACCGACGCUCGUAUCUCCUCGUGGAACAGCACAAACUUUCCUUGCAAUCAACUUCAUUUCAACUUCGACCACUUGCUUCUGGAUAACUUCUCUCGAAAUUCUCUGGUGCAAGGACGUUCAACUUCUUUUCAAAUGGAAAUUGCAUUUCCAAUGUGAUCUGCGAUGAAACGUGUUCGCGGGCUGGACGAGGUAGCAUCACCAGCAGCAGCAACAUUAAAGCACUCGUCAGUGAGUGCAGGAAGUGGCUUAGGUGGCGGAGGAGGUGGUUUGGAGUACCAUUCAAGCAGUGGAAUAGGCGUUGUUGUACCUGGCCAAGCAGUUCGAUCAGUUGCUUCGAAAGAAAUGCCGGGAAGCAUACAAUUUGGAACUGCCCAAGCUCAACAGCAAUAUACUGGAGCAAUUGUAGUGCCGACCGCGGCCCCGUCCCCCAUUAAGGGAAGUGGAUCUGCAGGACUUACUUCUACAUGUGGCAGUAGCAAUGUAAAUACUGGUGGAGGGUUACAUGGUGGAAUAGGUGGUGGGAGUAACCAUAGUAUGGGUUCUCAACAGCCUACACCAGGAACGCAAAGUCAAGUUCAUAGCCAACAGCAACCAACGAUAAGGCAUAAGGUUCAUUCUGGUAAUGUAACACCAUUAGCUUCUACCCCACCAGGCACUAGCCUAGGUGGCGGCAGUGGGUCUCAACAAUUUCAGAGAUUAAAGGUUGAGGAUGCAUUGUCUUAUUUGGAUCAAGUAAAGUACAAAUUCAGUGAUCAGCCUCAGGUGUAUAAUGAUUUCUUGGACAUUAUGAAAGAAUUUAAAUCGCAAAGCAUAGAUACACCAGGAGUAAUAACGAGAGUGAGCCACUUAUUUAAAGGCCAUCCUGAACUUAUUGUUGGAUUCAAUACCUUUCUUCCACCCGGGUAUAAAAUAGAAGUGCAGGCAAAUGAGCAGGGAUAUGCAUUUCAAGUGUCAGUUAGUAUGCCAAGCCCAACAGCAACGCAUACUGCUACUUUGUCACAACAUCAUUGCACUGUAAAUGUUGGUUCGCCUCCUGUUGCAAGUCCACCAACACAACCAGCAAAAGCUCCUCCAGUUUUACAAAUAAUGUCUGGGAACAUACACCAUUCACUGGCAAAUAAUAUUUCCAAUAAUAGUUUAACAGUACAUGCACCUUCACCACCACCAGUACAAGCAUAUAAUAAUUCACAUGUUAGUGCAGCUCAAGCACAGGCUGUGAGUCAAGCGUUAAGUCAAGCCCAAGAUGGCAUGCCAACCAGUGGGCAAACUCAACAAAGUCAACCAGUUGAGUUUAAUCAUGCGAUUAAUUACGUUAAUAAAAUUAAGAAUCGAUUCCAAGGUCAACCAGAUAAAUAUAAAAGAUUUUUAGAAAUUCUGCAUACUUAUCAGAAAGAACAACGAAAUUUAAAAGAAUCAGGGCACAUGGGCGGCACAAGUGGAUCUGGUGCAUCUGGUGGUGCAAAACAUUUAACAGAAGCAGAAGUAUACAGUCAAGUUGCUAAGUUAUUUGAAAAUCAAGAAGAUUUGCUCGCUGAGUUCGGACAGUUUUUGCCAGAUGCAACUAAUCAACAGAGUUCGUUGAGUAACAAGACUGCUACAGUUAAUGACCAUACAACAAUCGUUAAAAAACCAUUGGGACCUAAAGCACCUUAUAAUAAUUCGGGAAAUAUUUCGAGAGAUCUUCGAGAGUCAAGCGGUACUAGUACAAUAGAACGUGAAAGUCGCGAUCAUAGAGAUCGUGAACGAGAACGAGAUAGAUCUGGUAUACGUGAUAUUAAUAAUGUACAGAAAUUUGGUCACAAUACGGGACAAUUGAAAAGAAGUCCAUCGUUUUCGCCUUCAGUAACAGCCGGAAACUCACAUCAUAUACAACAUGGACCACCACCUUUAAAAAAGCAUAAAGUGUCAUCUAUGCGUGAAUGUGUUACCAUAGCAGAAGCUGGAAAAUACGGUAGUCUGAAUGAUUAUGCUUUCUUCGAUAAAGUUCGUAAAGCGUUGAGGUCGCAAGAAGUAUACGAAAAUUUUCUCAGAUGUUUGGUUUUGUUCAAUCAAGAAAUUGUUUCGAAAUCUGAAUUGGUGCAAUUAGUAACGCCAUUUCUCGGUCGCUUUCCUGAACUUUUGCGGUGGUUUAAAGACUUUUUGGGCCAUCUACCUGAAUCUUCUAACACCAACACAACAAAUACGAGUAGCAAUUUAAAUAUUGAAGCGCUACCAAAUAAUGUCGUACGAAGUCAUCAAGACAGACCGCAAGGCGAUCUAGCGAUGGAAAUUGAUUACACAGCAUGUAAACGUCUAGGGGCAUCAUACUGCGCGUUACCAAAGUCCUACGUUCAACCAAAGUGUACAGGAAGAACGCAGUUGUGUAAAGAAGUUCUUAAUGAUACAUGGGUUUCCUUCCCGACUUGGUCCGAAGAUAGUACAUUCGUAACAUCUAGGAAAACACAGUAUGAAGAAUUCAUUUAUCGGUGCGAGGAUGAACGAUUUGAGUUGGAUGGUGUAAUAGAAACUAACGCGUCAACGAUCAGAGUUCUUGAGGGUGUCCAUAAGAAAAUGAGUAGAAUGAGCCAAGAAGAACUUCAAAAAUUUAAGCUCGACGAUUGUCUCGGUGGUUGUUCACCUACAAUUCAUCAGAGGGCCUUGAAAAGGAUAUAUGGCGAUAAGGCUGCUGAUAUUAUAGACGGUCUUAAGAAAAAUCCUGUUGUGGCGGUACCCGUGGUUCUUCGUCGACUAAAGAGCAAAGAAGAGGAAUGGCGGGAGGCACAAAAAGGUUUCAACAAAAUUUGGAGGGAACAGAAUGAAAAGUACUAUUUGAAAUCCUUGGAUCAUCAAGGUAUCAAUUUCAAGCAGAACGAUGUGAAGGCCCUAAGAUCCAAAAGCCUAUUUAAUGAGAUUGAAACGUUAUACGAUGAGAGACACGAGCAAGUAGACGAUGGCAAUGGGGACGGUCAAAAUAAUAGUGGCCCGCACCUUGUAUUACCUUAUAAAGACAAAUCUGUCCUAGAUGAUGCAGCUAACCUUCUUAUUCAUCAUGUAAAACGUCAAACGGCCAUCCACAAGGAAGACAAGCAACGAAUAAAGCUUUUGUUGAAGCAUUUUAUACCUGAUCUUUUCUUCCAUCCACGCCAGGAAUUGAGUGAUGACGAAAGAGACGAAGAUGAUGAAAAGGAAGAUCUUAAUGUAGCAGCGUGUAGUAAUUCUCAGUCAGUAACGAUGAAUACCUCUCCGUUGGGCGGUGGCCUCCAAGCGAAUAGGAAUAAGGCGCCGGUAUCUCCGAUUCCGUCUUCCACAUCGAUUAAAACCGAACCUGAUAUCAAAGUACCAAUCCAUGCCAUGUCGAAUGAUCCCGAGGAAGCGUAUACGCUCUUCAUGGGCAGCAACAAUUGGUACCUUUUUUUAAGGUUACAUCAUAUUUUAUGUGAAAGAUUAACGAAAAUGUAUGAUCGGGCUGUGGCCCUUGCUGAAGAGGAAUCACGAUACAAACAACAACGCAAGGAGAGUACAGCGGUCGCAUUACGAUUAAAGCCUAAAAAUGAAAUUGAAAUCGAGGACUAUUAUCCUGCAUUUUUGGAUAUGGUUAAAAAUGUCCUAGACGGUAAUAUGGAAAGUACCGCCUACGAGGAUACCUUGCGAGAAAUGUUCGGUAUUCAUGCAUAUAUCGCUUUUACGUUAGAUAAGGUUGUAACGUACGCUGUGAGACAAUUGCAGCAUUUGGUCUCAGAUCCUAUAUGCCAGCAAUGUAUGGAAUUAUUCCAGCGAGAGCAACGCCAACCAAAAGAAAAUAGUGGUGCAGGUGGUUUAUGUGCUACGGCAUAUAUGAGACUCGGUGCAGAAAUGUCUUAUCAACGUAAAGCAGAGAAAGCUAUGGCUGACGAAAAUUGUUUUAAAAUAUACAUUUAUAAGAAAGACUGUAAAAUGACAAUGGAAUUGUUGGAUACGGAAGGUGAUGAGGCGCUGGACAACAGUUGUAGGGAAAGAGAAAGGGAAGGAGUUACGGUAUCUGAAAAAUGGUCUACAUAUGUUGAGAGGUUUUCUGCUCCAGCUGGUCAGACUAGCCCGAAAGACACCCCUACCUUAACAGACAAUGAGCCAACAACCAAUCAUCCUGUGAGUAACGACCAGGCAGCAAGGGGGGGGAGGGGCAGAAAGCGCAAGAACACUGACAUUAGCAAGAAGAUGGAUGGAAAUGGUUGGAGUUCUUUAGGCAGAAUCUUGGCAGGACGUAAGCCCGUGUUUCUUUACCGUAAUGUUAGACAGUGGAGGAAAAGAGCUGCAAGAAUGAUGUCGGCAUCUGUACCUAAUGCCAAUCAUCCUGAAAAGGGUGCAGAGUCAACGGAUAAAGAAAAAUUAGAUUCUGUAGAUGCACUCCUGAAACGGCCUCCUGGUUUAAGAUUAGCGGAUUCUGCGGAUACAUCUGACAUUAUCAAUUCUGAUGAAACGCAGUGCAGAUUUAAUCCUAACAGUUACCAAAUGCUCUAUGUUGCUAGUAAGGAAGCAUUCCUGUAUAAACAGAAUUCAUUCAGCCGUGCCAGAGAGUGUCAUCCAACCGUGACAAAACACUUAAACUCGAAGUUUCAUCAGUGGUUGACGUCUUGGGCAUCUAAGAAUGUCGCGGACGUUCAGCACCGAUUAUGUCAGGAUUGGUUAAUGGGACAUUAUGAAAACUUAAUUCCUCACAAGACACGAGUGAUCACGGACAAUGAUCAAACGAGAUCUCCUUACCGACAAUACAAUCGUUAUCGAGUGGAACGCUUGCAACCCGAUCUUCUGACGGAAUCAUGUGUAUAAUCAUACGUCUCUUAUAAUUUCUUUACCAUUCUUUGAGAACACACUGAGAGCUCGUUUCGGUAAUCUCACAUUCAUAUUUUCUGUUUAAAAAAAGAAAAAGAAAAAAAAAAGAAUAGUUAAGAAAGAGUUAUCACGGUUGAAGGCAAAAUUAAGACUGAUUCUUGAACUAUAUUGCGCGCACGUACAACGAGAGAACGUCUUAUUUUGCCAACAAAGUUUAUCGCGAACGAAGAAGGUGCAGAAGUGGUCGUUAAAAAAGAAAGUAUCGAAGACUAUAACGAAUCGUCUAUACAUUGUGUACUACACAUAUUACAUUAAAUUUUGACUAAAUUUGGUUC
Messenger RNA from Eufriesea mexicana, 6129 nucleotides. It is a transcript of the gene Sin3A, whose product is annotated as SIN3 transcription regulator family member A. The record is from RefSeq and is a predicted model, not a curated record. Gene Ontology annotation, biological process: negative regulation of transcription by RNA polymerase II. Gene Ontology annotation, cellular component: chromatin; Sin3-type complex. Bases 1169 to 5791 code for a protein of 1540 amino acids. The transcript has 19 exons. NCBI's taxonomy places the organism in Eukaryota, Metazoa, Arthropoda, Insecta, Hymenoptera, Apidae. Gene Ontology annotation, molecular function: transcription corepressor activity.